UGGUAAACGCCAGCUAAAACGACGAUCGGUUUGUCCACUUCCAGCACUGUGCAGCCAAAAAAAGCGGGAGAGUCUUAAUUUGGACAAAGUUAAUGCGAAAUAAAGGAUUUGCGAGCGAUCAUGGAGACGCCGACGGGUAGUGGGUGCUCCACGCGUCCCGCCCGCACGGCCACCCCGCGUCUCUCGGAGCGCAAACGGCAACUGUUCGGCAGUCCGGUCUCCAGACUGCGCAAAAUCAAAGACGACGACGAGGAUGAGGACGUAGACAGUCUGGGAGUCUUGCCCUUGAAGCCCCAUGUGGCGGCCAACAAGCAGGGCGGCAGCCUCUUCGCCGAGGGUACCAGGAAAUUGAGGAGCAGCACCAGCAGCAGUCCGGAGACCAACAAGGAGAACAAGACAACCCGAGGCGGAGUUGUCGUGGCUGCCACGGCGGAGCAGCUGCCUCAUUUGUUUACCACCACCAUGCGGCUGAACAGCAAUAGCAGCAGUAACAGUCGGAACAGCAGCCCUCGGACACCCAAGAUACAAAGAAAACGGGCGGAUUCAUCGAUGUCAUCGCCCUCCUCUUGUAUGGAUUCUCCAUCCCCACGGCGGGGGCGGGCCCAUCCCAGUCCCAUGCUGGAGAUCAGGAGCAGCUGCAGGCGCAGUCCACGGUACUCCAAUGCGCAGAAGAAUCAGGAAGUGUUUUCCCCAGAAUCUUCUUGCAAAUCCUCAGGGAGAAGACAAAGCAAGGUCACCGCCAUGAGAAUGGACACGCAGAGCCCAAAAUCUUCUGUUAGGUCACGAAGGAGUAGGCACAGCCAGAGUAUAAAGACCACUGCCCAAGUACACAAUAUUAAACCCAAGAAAAAGAUCGUGGCGAGUAGCAGUAAAGUAAAAGCAGUUUCCCUUUCUGAAAAUUCCGAUACGGAGGACGAAAACAACCCAAUUAGUAAAGCCUCAAUAAACAUCGGAACCACAAGUCCAAAUUCGACACCAAGAAGAGGGCACAAUAAAACCACAUCAAAGGAAACAAUUAGUGACAGUCAAAAUACUGCCCAGAAAAUACCUAUUGUUAAAUCCAGAACAGAGAGCUUGGACAGCAACAGUAUGAUUAUAAUUUCUCCUACUGAAACGCCCUCUUUGGAUGACGAUGAAAAGCCAAUUAUUGAAACCUCAACAGUGAACCCUGAAAACAACACCAGAAGAACAAAAUCCCCAGGUGAAGUGCCUACUUUGGAUAAAGAAGAAGUGACAAAGAGCCUAGAAAGCAAGAUAAGAAACUAUCCAGUGAAAGGCUCCGACUCGGAUGAAGAGGAACCCACUCAGAAGCCCACGAAGCGAGUACAUCCAGACACUUUUUCCAUCAAGACAGCAUCCUCGGCAGAAUCCGACUCUGGUUCGCCGCAGAGUAAGAUGCGCAAGAUGACGCUAAAGAGCAGCAUUCCCACCAUGGCCUUCUAUUCCCACAGUGGAGCAGCUGCUACAAAGUCGAAGAGCACGCCCAUCACAUUUAAGAAUUUGCUACGCCGAAAGGCAAGAAGCCCGACUUCCCGCCAACAACUGGGCAUCAACAAAGGUGUCAGCCACAAAAUUCGCAAGAGCCACGGAUUGCCCAGAAGACUACCAGCCACCGAUUUGGACAACAUCCUCAACUGCCUGAGCAACGAACGGCUGAAGAACCUGAUCACCACCAAGCGGGAGGAGCGCGCCAAAGUGGAGGAGGUGCAUCAGAUCCUGCGCAGCGCCAGGGACCCAAUCAAAAUGGCCAAACCAUUAAGUGUGAUUGAAGCCGACGAUGCCAACAAUAACAACAAAAUGCCAGAGACCAUGUGGCAAGAAACCUCCGCCGACUUCUCCGACCUCAGUGAGGAUGAGGAUAAGGUUCUGUUCGACGAUCCCGUCAUAGAAUUGGAGCCCAUUAUACCACUGAUUCGGCACGAGCCGGUCCAAAAUUCGAUGCCCGCUGAACCGGCGGAUCUCAGCAAACGCAAGUUCUUCAAGUCGGGCCGGCGCAGCAGCACCUGCAUGGAGGUGAGGAUCACGGACAACAUCCGAGCCAGCGUCAGCCAAGGUAGGAUCGCCCUGGUCCAAACGCCACGCCGAAAGCCACGCACAGUGCGUGUCAAGUCGGCAACAACAUUCUCAGCAGAGCAGGCCACCGUGGAUGCAAUCCUGAAGAACCUGAACGACUCGGUGAUAGAUGAGAUUGUUGAAUCAAAACCGAUGGCGGUGAACACGCCCAUGGCUGCGGAGGACACACCCAUGGAAACGGAGCCCUUACCGGAUAUAAUUGAGUAUGCGCCGGAAACGAUAGAUGCGGAAAUUGAUCCCUUUGCUGUGUUCCGUCAGCGAUUGCCCUAUCAAACCGAUAAUCCCGAUGUCGUCGAGCAGCAGCAAAUCCUGCUGGAGUUUCUCAUUAGCAACAACAUUUGCACCGAAGAGAAUUUUGAGAUUUUCAUAGCGAAUCCGGACAACCACAAGGAGGAGGCCAAUCGGAUUGUAGACGACCUCUACAUGGUGGUCAAUAGCGAAGAGGCUGCGCAGAUGGCGCAAAUGGAAGCUCUGCCGGAACAAGUAGCAGACAGUCUGCCACAACAGGAUCCUCCAGCAGCAGAGGAUGUCCAGACCAGGCUAUUCCCCAUAUUCACGCAGCGCCUGCAGCCCGUUGUCCAGAAAUCAACGCGUCGUCGUCCGGAUACAUCCUCGAGAUUGCUUUCGGCGGCAGCGGUGGGCUCCAAUCAGUACCAGAUCGAUGCGGGACAAAAGGCCUUUGGAGCCCGGCAGUGCCAGCAGUGCGGACUGGUUUACACUGUUCACGAGCCGGAGGAGGAGCAGCUGCAUCGCGAGUACCACAACUCCAUCCAUGUGCUGCGAUUCAAGGGCUGGAUCGACGAGGACAUUGUGGCUGUUUAUCCGGAGUGGGCCAGCGAUGGUCGCAUUAUACGGAUCAACGAGCGCGCUCCACCCGCCAGACUCGAGAGACUCCGGGAUCUUAUCGGGGUGGUGGACAAGGAACUGGGCUACUCCUCGUACAUUGUGCCAAAGAUCUUUGUGGCCUUCUUGGCGGUGCGCAAGCAGCAGAUUGUGGGUUUCUGCCUGGUGCAGCCCCUGUCGCAGGCCCAUCGGUUCAUCCAAGUCGACGGCGUGGAUUACUUCAGCGAGGAGAGCUACCCGGCCAGCUGUGGCAUAUCCCGGAUUUGGGUCUCGCCCCUGCAGCGGCGCUCGGGGAUUGCCAGCAAACUGUUGCGCGUAGUCCAGUGCCACACUUUGCUCGGCCAGGAGAUCGCCAAGGAGUGCAUAGCCUUCAGCACGCCCACCGACAAUGGACGGGCUCUGGCGCGCCAGUUCACCGGGUUGGAUAACUUCCUGACCUACGACCAGUGAUCGGGGAAAACGGCUAUUGAAUAGCUGGAUUAGUUUUGAGUUAGGAUUGCUUCGGAACCUGUAAUAGUUGAUAAGCAAAUGCGGUUACGUUACGAGUGGCAAAAAGGCGCAGCAUUUCAUAGUUUUACAUUUUUGGCUAGAACAAGCCUGUUUUUUAUGCAAUAAAUUUGAUUUCUCACC
Drosophila elegans is the source of this 3546-nucleotide messenger RNA. It is a transcript of the gene eco, whose product is annotated as N-acetyltransferase eco. The transcript has 2 exons. The coding region runs from base 121 to 3366 and encodes 1081 amino acids. Gene Ontology annotation, biological process: mitotic sister chromatid cohesion. Gene Ontology annotation, cellular component: chromatin; nucleus. The record is from RefSeq and is a predicted model, not a curated record. Gene Ontology annotation, molecular function: protein-lysine-acetyltransferase activity. Lineage: Eukaryota; Metazoa; Arthropoda; Insecta; Diptera; Drosophilidae.